This is a messenger RNA of Amorphotheca resinae ATCC 22711, 731 nucleotides long. RefSeq lists its product as hypothetical. The record is from RefSeq and is a predicted model, not a curated record. The coding region runs from base 160 to 711 and encodes 183 amino acids. Lineage: Eukaryota; Fungi; Ascomycota; Leotiomycetes; Helotiales; Amorphothecaceae. The transcript has a single exon.
CAGCUAUGGGAGGCCAUACACGGCGAAUGAUCCACAUAGCGACUCCAUAACGAAGAAUGGUAGGAUACGUACGAAUGUACUCAUUAUGAGAUCCGGUAUCCUUUGACCAUCACGAUAAUUCUCAAACCAUUUCUCAAGCCAUCACACUAUCCAAGAAGCAUGUCUAUUCCUAAGCCCAUAUUCUGCUGCGGAGCACCCGUGCCAGUGAGCACAUCGAAUAGCAACAAGCCCCACAAUGAUCCAAACCGAGAACUUCACCACGCAUUGUAUCGAUCAUUCCUAGCCUUCGCGGAACGAAGACAACGGGCAGCGGCUCUGAGGGCGCUCAUUCUCGGCGUCGAUACUGAGCCAACACUGCCCCCACCCACGAAUACACUUCCAACUUCCCAGCAGCAAAUACCAACGCCAGUCCUCACCCGAGAAGCGCUUGAGAACAAUCCCAUUACUCCCAAGACGUUGUACGUCAUUCACCUCACAGCUCGCCAGGAUUUCGGACCCGUUCUCUCACACAGAUACUUCGUGUGUCCGCUGAACCUGCAGCAUGAUUGGAUCGAGGCUUCUCUAGAACAAUGGUUCGCGACGGGGGAGCAGUUCAAGUUCACGGCCGAGAAGUGGGACCUUAAGUGCAUAACAGACUCCAGGUUCUACCGGUUGACGCUGCGACCAAAUUUGGCGAUGAGGGCCAGUCCGUUGACUGUUGGAAAUACCUAGAGGCUAGGUUUUUCUUAGGG